CAGUGUCUGACCGACGCUCGCCGGAGCCAUUGUGCUGUACUGUACUUGCUGUAUUAGUUUCUCGCGUCCUUGCACUUGAAGUAAUUUCAUUACCAACGCGGAGUGACCAUGACCAUCCGAAUUAUAGGACCGUCUUAAGAUUGUUUAAAAGUUAUUAGCACGAGUGUUAUAUGUAGAGAAGUAUAACUAAAUAAACAUAGUAGUGCCGGAGUUAGUGAUUUCUAAAAACUUACCGCUUUAGACCUUUCUUAAAGUACACAAAGUUUCUACUUAUGCAUCCGGAGAUAUCUACAAAAUGUGGCCACCAACGUAACUGCGCAACGUAACGUAAUGAGCCGCGUGCGCAAGCGAGAGCGACAAUGACAUAUAUCCGUCGCGCUUCCAUAAAUUUCCACAAUAUCAGCUGAUAUCUGAACGUCGGCCGCGGCGGACGUGUCGAGUCUCUCCACAGUCAUGCCGCGAUAGUGAAACACUAUGGAAUUGCUAAACGCGUCGCCUUCGCUUCGGCAGCGCGGCGUCAGUGCCAGUGAGAAUCAUGAGUUAAACCAGUGCCCUAGUGUCAUGUCUCCGGAAACCAAGCGGCUGCUCCCACCUACUACUGAGACCAUCAUGACCAAACCCUUCCCCAUUAGAGGUGAAAGGGCGAACUAUGUGAACAUUCCCCAUGUGAUUGCCAUGGUGGGGCUCCCGGCGCGGGGGAAGACCUACAUCUCCAAGAAACUCUCCCGAUAUCUCAACUGGAUAGGAAUCAAUACAAGGGUAUUUAACCUAGGCGAAUACCGGCGACAUGCCACAAGCGCAUACACAUCACAUGAAUUCUUCAGAGCAGACAAUAAGGAAGCCAUGGCGAUUAGACAGCAAUGCGCGCUAGACGCUCUGAAAGAUGUCUGCGAGUGGCUGGUCAAAGGGGGAGAGGUCGCGGUAUUCGACGCGACGAAUUCAACGCGGGAGCGCAGGCGCAUGAUCCGCGACAUCGUAGUACACGAGAUGGGCUUCAAAUUGUUCUUUGUGGAGUCCAUCUGUGACGACCCCCGCAUCAUUGAGCAAAAUAUAAUGGAAGUGAAAGUGAGCAGCCCCGACUACACGAACAUCCAGAACACAGACAACGUGCUCAACGACUUCCUACUACGGAUCGAGCACUACAAGGAGAAAUACGAGCCUUUGGAGGAAAACCUGGAGUCCGACUACAGCUUCAUGAAGAUCUACGACACGGGAGAGAAGGUAAAAAAGGUAGUGGUGCACAAACACGAAGGACACAUACAGAGCCGGAUAGUCUACUACCUUAUGAAUAUACACAUAGUGCCACGGACCAUAUAUUUGACUAGGCACGGCGAAAGCUUGCACAACAUCGUAGGCCGCAUCGGCGGCGACAGCGCGCUGUCGGCGCGCGGCGCGCAGUACGCGGGCGCGCUGGCGCGGUACAUCGACGCGCAGGCCAUCCCCGGCCUGCGCGUGUGGACGUCGUGGAUGCGGCGCGCCAUUCAGACGGUUAAAGACGUCAAGGCGCCGCAGGAGCGGUGGAAGGCGCUCAAUGAGAUCGAUGCUGGCAUCUGUGAAGAGAUGACCUACGCCGAAAUCCAAGAAAAGUACCCGUCAGACUUCAACGCGCGGGACGCAAACAAGUUCGCAUACAGAUACCCCCGAGGAGAAAGCUAUGAGGACCUCGUGGCCAGACUCGAACCUGUUAUCAUGGAGCUGGAGAGACAGGGGAACGUGCUGGUGGUCUCACACCAGGCGGUCAUGCGGUGUCUACUGGCGUACUUCCUUGACAAAUCUGCAGAGGAGCUGCCCUACCUGCACGUGCCGCUGCACUCGGUCAUCAAGCUGACCCCGGUGGCGUACGGCUGCCGCGAGGAGCACGUGGCGCUGGCCGUGGACGCGGUCGACACGCACCGCCCCAAGCCGUCUGUGAUACCAGCGCCGCUGAUCGCAGCGCCCGUGCCGCCGGUCCUUAACGGAGAGUCGAACGGUGACAACGACCAGUGUGAAAAACAUUAAUAUAUUAUACAGGACUUCGGAAGUAGUGUCGAGUGUCCAGAGACAUCCAUGUAGCCCCUCUGAGCAUAGAGAAAUAAGUAAGCAUAGAGUGCUCAGUUUCUCACCAAAACGCUUAUUAUUUUCGUAGUCGACAUGUAGCGUCAAGUAGCGGAUUUAUGAGUACUGCUACUUGACAAUAGAUGUCGCUACGAACGACAAGUCAAAUGCUGUACAAUUUUCAGCGAAUAUUAAAACCAAAACUCUAUUUUUCUGCUUGUAAGAUUAGUUGUAAAAUGUUAAGCACUUUUCAUCAGUCGCGACACUCGUGACAUCUAGUGUCAAGUAGCGGUACUGAUAAAUUCGCUACUUAACGCUAGAGGUUGACUACGAAAAUAAUAAGCAUUUUUCGUAAGAAAACUGAUGUAUGGAGUGAGCACUCUUUACUUACUUAUAUCUCCAUGGUCUGAGCUAACCUUGCAUCGACUUGAAUAAAAAAAUGACGGAUUGUAAUUAUAAAGGUCAUAUUCUCAUAGAAAUUUGAGAUUAAUGAUGACAUUGUCACACUUUGUCAUGCCCUGCAGAGUUAGUUUGGUCCGACUCUAGCAACGCAUGUUAUCUCUAAAUUAUCGUACCAAGUAAAUUUAAAAUACUUUUAAGUAUUUAUUGUAUAGAGAUGUGUCAACUUUGCCAAAAAAUGCUGGAUUUAUAUGGAGGCGCCCUAGGAUUCAGCCAGAGACCGUCUGCGCCGAUUUUGCAGCGAUGAAAUGUGGGUGUGCCAUAUUUUACAUUAGUGGUGGCAUUCCUUCACUCUGUCGGUGCAAAGUUGGCUUGGUCUGACUCUAAGUAACUUAGGGCAGUUACACACUACUUACUUCGAUAUCUUAAAUGUCCUAUGUCCAUGGGAAAAACUAUAUCUCCAUUUUAUUUUAAAGUUAAUUGUAUAUCUCAUUUACUCAGGUGAAAAUAUUAUAGCGAAAACUAGGCAGUACCAAAGAGAAUUUGAAAUAGAGGUGGAUUGUCGAAGAAAACUUUGUAGCAGCAAUAAAUUUACUGCCAUCUUUCGACACAUGAUUAAUACUUUAAAAACGCCAUUUGACUUUGAUCCUUAUCCUUUCAUUGAUAUGUGUUUAAUUUGUUAAAUAUCAAAAAGUGGCGCCGUCUAAUAGAGCAUAGGCCAAAGGUAUGCCGGCAUUGUUUCAAGCGAUGGUGCCACAAUCUUUAGGUUGUGCCCGGCAAGAUGGCGCCGCUAUUUGAUAUUUAACACCUAUCAGUGAAAAAAUAAGGAUCGAAGUCAAAUGGCGUUCUAAAAGUUUUAAUCAUGUGUUUAAAGAUGGCAGUAAAUUUACUGUGGCUACAAAAUUUUCUUUCGACAAUCCACCUCCAUUUCAAAUUCUCUUUGGCAGUACUGAUACGAAAACGUUAUUAACGUAGCCAUGUUUUUCGAAAUAUAAUUAACAGUUUAAUAAUUUACAGAUGUAACGGUUCGUUGUUAAGAGUAAAAUGGAAUUAAAUUUUUCUCUUGGACACUAUACUCGGCUGCGGCUUUUAAAAUUGUCGUUUUGAAUAUUUUGGUUUAUAUUUAUCAGCAAGCUCGGUUUUCCAUACAAACUUAGUUAUAUGGAAACGCUCUCAUAUCAAAACUACUAGCUAGAUUGCUCUGAAACUUUGUACUCAUAAUAGGAUAAGGUAUAUCUAUGCCUGUAAUUAGUUUAUAUAGCUUCAGAUACCAUAGUUAAGAAAUACAGCAAAUUUAAGUUAUUCAUACAAAACUUAUUUUUGCUCAAUUUCAUUUGUUUUAUAAGCUGGAGCUCUAUAACCUUUUGACCGCCAAAGACGUCAUAUGACGCGCGCGGCAACAGCCCAAUAUCCACCUUCAUGCAUACCGACAAGGUUCACGAUUACGCGCGGCGUACGAUAGGCGUGGCGUUCAAAAGGUUAUCCUUUUAGGUCUUAGUUUAUACUAAUUUCAGGCAUAGAUAUACCUCAUGACAUUGUAUGUGCAAAGUGUCAUUACAAUCCAACACGUAGUUUAUAAAAUGAGAAUGAAACUCCGAUUGUAUGGGAAGGCGGAAUUCGGCCGAGCGUGCCGCGGACUAACUUAACCCUUUUACCGUCAAAGGCGUUAAAUGACGCGCGCGGCUGCAUUUAAUUAUCAACCUUCGUGCAUUGUGGAAAGGUUCACGGUGACACGACACGACAGGCGUAGCGUUCAAACGGUUAAUAAUCUAUUUAUAAAUAAGUGUAUAAAGUGAGUAGAGCGCACAUCAAGGACCAAUCGCAACUCUCACUUGAUCAAUACACUAUAUAUUAUAGGACAUUAUUACACAAAUUGACUAAGUCCAUAAAUUGAAUAAAUAUUUAUAUAUUAUAAUAUAUAUCGUUGUCUAAGUACCCUCAACACAAGCCUUAUUGAACUUACUGUGGGACUUAGUCAAUUUGUGUAAUAAUGUCCUAUAAUAUUUAUUUAUUAAUAGGGUAAAAAAUCAGUACAAUAUUAUUGGAUAACGGCAAUUUGUUAAAGCUUCAGUCGAGUAUUGUCACCCUCAAUAAACAUCUUGCACAACCUGCUAUUAUUUGAUAUUGCAAGCCAAUGAUUCCUUCGAAAAUGUCUCAGCUACAAGAAUGCCAAAAACAUUGAUUGUUAUACUAUUAACGCAUUCACUGCCAGGGGACGUGGCCUAGGAACAAACUUGUAUGACGGUGAACGCAUAUAUGCGUCGGUGGCAGUGAAUGCGUUAAUGGACAGGGUCCCAUAUCUCGAACGGUAUUAGUCUAAUAUUAUUAGUGCGUUGCCAUGGUAACUCAAUCGACUUGACAGUUCGUGGGCAAAUAAAAUUAGUCAAAUACCGUUCGAGAAAUGGGCCCCAGGUAAUAGUUAUUUACGAUACAAGUGCGUAAAGUAGGAAAUACGCAACGAGUGGUAAUAAAUUAAAACACCACCAAAGGGAGUAUUGUACAAAUUUUUACAGUACAUAUGGCCCUUUCUAAUUUACGACAUAGGCACGGAAAGAGUUUAUUUCUGCACUAGUGCGGGAAACUAGCACCAUAUGUACUAUGUAAUAUUUCUUACCUGAAACAUUUUUGAAGUUAACUUUACUGUACACAUUGUAAUAUAAAUUAAACGUUUUCAAAAAUACCACAUUAUCAACUGUCGAUAAAGGUUAUUUCUGAGUGUAAUAUCGCCUUAUUGACAUAAAGUGGAAAAUAUCGAUUAUACAAAUAUCCAAUGUUAUAUAGAUCGUAUCGUCAGUGACUCUAAUGAAUGUAAUUUUAACUCAUUGUGGUGGCUUGUACCGUCUGUGAAGUUGAAUUUGAGACUGAUAAGUGAGUCUAAAUCUUCUAAAGUAAUAUAAAUUGUGAAAAUUUAAAAAAAAAUCGAGGCCAUUUUAUCAUUUCACUCGAGAGAUAGUGCUGGGACAAAACAAUCGAAUUCAAGCUUUGCAAAUAAAUGCUUGGAACUUGCUUAGUACAUUCGAAUUUUGUAAAUUGUGCUUAUUUUGAAACCGUCCUAGUGAAAUAUUUGUAAGCUGAAUUGUAACUAUGAGGACGUUGCGCUUUUUAAUAAUAUUUAUAAGUGUUAUUAUAACUAAGUACCAAAAAGAGCCUUUUGUGUAAUUGUCAAAAAUCAAGAAUGAAAUUGUCAAAAAUACAUACUUCAUAUUGACAACAGUAAAAAAACGCUUGCAGCAAUAUAACUCUUAUGUUGUUAAUUACAAAGUUGUAAUUCCCUUGUUACGGUUGAGAAUGAACUUUUAAAUAUGAAAUACAAGCUUUUCUUUACUCGACAAUGCAGGUUUAUCAUCCUUGUCUCACCUAAUAAAGUGAAAAGGAGAUAACAUGAUAUACUUCGCAUCGCAGAUUGAAUAGCAAAAAUGUCCCGCACUCAUAUAUUUUUGUAAGCGCUCCAGUUUCGCCUACCAUCCGGUCAUAUUGAUAUAUGUAGGUAGGUUUACAAGCAAUGGUUUACAAAUGGCUAUGUAUAUUACAUGUAUGUAAUUAAUUUAAUGUUUAUUAUAAGUGUAUUUCUAAGUGGG
Messenger RNA from Cydia pomonella (codling moth), 6011 nucleotides. RefSeq names its product 6-phosphofructo-2-kinase/fructose-2,6-bisphosphatase (gene Pfrx). The record is from RefSeq and is a predicted model, not a curated record. Gene Ontology annotation, biological process: fructose metabolic process; fructose 2,6-bisphosphate metabolic process. Gene Ontology annotation, cellular component: cytosol. Gene Ontology annotation, molecular function: ATP binding; 6-phosphofructo-2-kinase activity; fructose-2,6-bisphosphate 2-phosphatase activity. NCBI's taxonomy places the organism in Eukaryota, Metazoa, Arthropoda, Insecta, Lepidoptera, Tortricidae. The coding region runs from base 475 to 1998 and encodes 507 amino acids. The transcript has 10 exons.